Messenger RNA from Silurus meridionalis, 1101 nucleotides. RefSeq names its product metabolism of cobalamin associated Db (gene mmadhcb). The transcript is spliced from 8 exons. Gene Ontology annotation, biological process: cobalamin metabolic process. Gene Ontology annotation, cellular component: mitochondrion. The coding region runs from base 121 to 975 and encodes 284 amino acids. NCBI's taxonomy places the organism in Eukaryota, Metazoa, Chordata, Actinopteri, Siluriformes, Siluridae. The record is from RefSeq and is a predicted model, not a curated record.
GUUGGUGACGUCAUCAAAUGGCGACCCAAGAACCUUGAGGCGCAUCUAGUUAUCUUUCUAACCUGUUUUAAGUUACACGGGACAAUACAGGUGGUGUAUAAAAAGGAGAAGCCCAACAGGAUGGCCAGUGCGCUCGGUAGCAGAGCCAGAGUGGUUACAUACCUGCCAGGGCUUCACGUUCUUGUGCGACGUAUAGCAGGGACCAGACGUUUCUCCAACCAGGGUCACGUGAACGUCACGCCUCCGGAUGUGGGAGUGAGAACGGUGUGGCCGGAUGAGACCAUGGGUCCGUUCGGUCCUCAGGAUAAACGCUUCCAGCUGCCCGGGAACGUCGGAUUCGCCAGGCAGUUAGAAGAAAGCACACCAGAUCAUAAGUCCGGCCCGGUGCUUACGGCUCUCUCGGACCUCCUGACGGCACCGUCCAACACCGAAAGGCACGAGUUCAUUCUGGCGCAGUUCAUCACCGAGCUCCAAGAGAACACGGAAGGGUCAGCGGCGCAUCGGGUCGACAGCACAGAGCACUAUUUCGACCAGUCCAGGGUGGAGUGUGCCAUCCAGUCAUGCCCAGAACUGCUGAAGAAAGACUUUGCGUCGAUGUUUCCCGAAGCCCCGUCCAGCAGCAUGAUGGUGCUGACUGUGACGCAGAGAACGGACAACGACAUGACCGCCUGGUCUGAGGAGGUGGACCAGGAGAGAGAGCAACUGCUGGCUCAGUUCAUCGAAGGGGCAAAGGAGGUCUGCCACGCGCUGCACACCGAGGGCUUUUGGGCCGACUUUAUCGACCCCUCAUCUGGACUAGCGUUCUUCGGCUCCUACACCAACAACACCCUGUUCGAGACGGACGAGCGAUACCGCCACCUCGGGUUCCAGAUCGAAGACCUCGGCUGCUGUAAAGUGAUCCGUCACGUGCUGUGGGGCACGCACGUGUUCGUCGGAAGCGUUUUACCAACGCCCCACCCAGCAGCCACGUCAUGAAGAAGCUGCAGGGAAAUUAACACGUGUCCGUGAAGUCCGUAGCGAAAAUUACUGAUGUGCCGUUAUGCCUGUAGGGGGCGUAUUUAUUUUUGUUGAUGAUAAAAAAAUAAAAUCCUUGCUGCUUAA